This is a messenger RNA of Saimiri boliviensis boliviensis (Bolivian squirrel monkey), 3117 nucleotides long. RefSeq names its product von Willebrand factor A domain containing 7 (gene VWA7). The record is from RefSeq and is a predicted model, not a curated record. NCBI's taxonomy places the organism in Eukaryota, Metazoa, Chordata, Mammalia, Primates, Cebidae.
CUGUCCCUGGCACUGUGCCGGGUCUGAGUCAUGCUGCUCGCUCCCUUCCUCCUCCCCAGCUCUCAUUCACCUCCACACUGCAGCCAAGGGAGGCCCGCCCUGCUGUGGGCUGCUGUCUGUGGCCUUGGGCAGGCAUGAGCAGGGGGGCCACGGGUUGCCCGUCCUUCCCCCACCCUGCUGAAGCCUCCCUCCCCCUUCACUGAGCCUUGGUUAAUUAUAACUCUGACCUAAGUGCCCUGUGACGUCGCGCCCAGGCCAGCCCUGCCCAGGAGACCCAGCAACCAGGUCCAUGUCUCAGCCAUGUUCCCCACGGAGGUGCCCCAAUCCCACCCAGGCCCCUCAGCACUGCUUCUGCUGCAGCUGCUGCUGCCCCCGACAUCUGCCUUCUUCCCCAACAUCUGGAGCCUGCUGGCUGCCCCUGGCUCCAUCACCCACCAAGACCUGACUGAGGAGGCAGCACUCAACGUCACCCUGCAGCUCUUCCUGGAGCAGCCGCCCCCAGGCCGCCCCCCUCUUCGUCUUGAGGACUUCCUGGGUCGAACACUCCUUGCCGAUGACCUCUUUGCUGCCUACUUCGGACCUGGGUCUCCUUCCCGACGGUUCCGAGCAGCCUUAGGUGAGGUGUCUCGUGCCAAUGCAGCCCAGGACUUCCUACCAGCUUCCAAAAAUGACCCCGACCUGCACUUUGAUGCUGAGCGACUGGGUCAGGGACGUACGCGUCUGGUAGGGGCUCUGCGGGAGACCCUGGUAGCAGCCAGAGCCCUUGACCACACCCUGGCCCGCCAGCGCCUCGGGGCUGCGCUCCAUGCCCUGCAGGAUUUCUACAGUCACAGCAAUUGGGUGGAGCUGGGCGAGCAGCAGCCACACCCUCACCUCCUCUGGCCAAGGCAGGAGCUCCAAAACCUGGCACAAGUGAGCGAUCCUACCUGCUCUGAUUGCGAGGAGUUGAGCUGCCCCGGGAAUUGGCUGGGCUUCACCCUCCUCACCUCUGGCUACUUUGGAACUCAUCCCCCCAAACCAUCAGGGAAAUGUAGCCAUGGAGGCCAUUUUGACCGGAGCAGCUCCCAGCCACCACGGGGAGGCAUCAACAAGGACAGCACAUCCCCAGGCUUCUCUCCUCACCACAUGCUGCACCUCCAGGCUGCAAAACUGGCCCUUCUAGCCUCCAUCCAGGCCUUCAGCCUUCUGCGAAGCCGCCUAGGAGACAGAGACUUCUCCAGGCUGCUGGACAUCACCCCAGCCUCCAGCCUGAGCUUCGUUCUGGACACCACAGGCAGCAUGGGUGAGGAGAUCAAUGCUGCCAAAAUCCAGGCUCGCCACAUUGUGGAGCAGCGGAGGGGCAGCCCCAUGGAGCCUAUGCACUACGUCCUGGUGCCUUUUCAUGACCCAGGGUUUGGCCCUGUGUUUACAACCAGUGACCCUGACAGCUUCUGGCAACAGCUUAAUGAGAUCCAUGCCUUGGGGGGUGUAGAUGAGCCUGAGAUGUGCCUGUCAGCCCUGCAGCUGGCCCUGCUGCACACACCACCACUGUCAGACAUCUUCGUCUUCACGGAUGCCUCUCCCAAGGAUGCCUUUCUCACCAACCAGGUGGAAUCCCUGACUCAGGAGCGGCGCUGCCGGGUAACAUUCCUGGUGACUGAAGACCCAUCAAGGGUUCAGGGCCGAGCUCGGCGUGAGGUCUUGUCCCCUCUGCGUUUUGAGCCAUACAAAGCAGUGGCCCUGGCCUCAGGAGGAGAGGUGAUUUUCACCAAAGACCAGCACAUUCAGGACGUGGCAACCAUUGUUGGGGAGAGCAUGGCUGCCCUGGUGACUCUUCCCCUGGACCCUCCUGUUAUGGUGCCUGGGCAGCCACUUGUGUUCAGUGUGGAUGGGCUGCUCCAGAGGAUCACAGUCCGGAUCCACGGAGACAUCAGCAGCUUCUGGAUCAAGAACCCUGCUGGAGUCUCCCAGGGCCAGGAAGAAGGCAUGGGUCCUCUAGGUCACACUCGCCGCUUUGGGCAGUUCUGGAUGGUGACCAUGGAUGACCCUCUGCAGACAGGAACCUGGGAGAUCCAGGUCACAGCUGAGGGCACCCCCGGGGUGAGAGUGCAAGCCCAGACCUCCCUGGACUUCCUCUUCCACUUUGGCAUCCCCAUGGAGGACGGACCCCACCCUGGCCUCUACCCACUGACUCAGCCAGUUGCAGGUCUUCAGACCCAGCUGCUGGUAGAAGUGACAGGGCUGGGUUCCAGAGCCAGUCCUGGGGAUCCUCAGCCUCAUUUCUCCCACGUCAUCCUUCGAGGGGUCCCCGAGGGUGCCGAACUAGGCCAGGUGCCCUUGGAGCCCGUGGGACCCCCAGAGCGAGGUCUCCUCGCAGCCUCGCUGCCGGCCAAGCUGCUGUCCACCCCUAGACCCUUCUCCCUGGAGCUGAUUGGCCAGGACGGAGUGGGGCGGCGCCUGCACAGGGCUGCCCCUCAGCCUAGCACUGUGGUCCCUGUCCUUCUGGAGCUUAGCGGCCCCUCGGGUUUCUUGGCCCCGGGCAGCAAGGUCCCUCUCAGUCUCCGCGUAGCCAGCUUCUCGGGCCCUCAGGAUCUUGACCUUAGGACAUCCGUCAACCCCAGCUUCUCCCUCACCUCCAACCUCUCCAGGGCUCACCUGGAACUGAAUGAGUCCGCCUGGGGCCGCUUGUGGCUGGAGGUCCCAGACUCAGCGGCCCCGGAUUCCGUGGUGAUGGUGACUGUGACUGCCGCGGGACGAGAAGCCAGCCCAGUGCCUCCGACUCAUGCUUUCCUCCGGCUCCUGGUGCUGGCCCCAGCCCAGCAGGACCAGCUCGCUGCCCCUACCCACUCACAUGACCCUAUCUUCACCACAGCCACCCCUGCCUUUUGCCCCUUCACAAUGAUGACUCAAGGCAGGGCUGGGGCAGGCCUGUCGGGCAGCCCGUGGUGGGGCACAGUUGGAGGGGUGCUGCUUCUGCUAGGCCUGGACUCCUGGUGACAAAACAGGUUCUACAGGGAUGGGUCUCCAGAACUAUUUUCAACCUGUCCACUGGUAAGAAGACCUGGGACACAUUUGCCAUAUAGGCCUUAGGACCUUACCUCUCCUAGAUUUUUUUUUUUUUUGAGACGGAGUCACUAU